AUGCAACAGAACACAGAAACUUCGUCUGAGAACAUCCAAGUCGGUGCUCUCCAACCAAACCAAGAUGCGCCUGCACAAGCAUGUUCUAGCAUCGCCGCCCCAGAAUCGCCGUUGGACCACCCUCUAGCCCCGAAUCUCGCGAAGCCAGACGACUUGAAUGCUCGCAUUCGUGAGAACUUCAAGCCGAACAAUGCCGAAGAGAGGGAGACAGUUCGUAAUGAUUCUAAGAACUUUCCCGCCAUCCUCCUUGGGAAAGACCUUGGACCAAUAACCGAGCACGAUGGUGAGAAGAUCAAUACCAGCGUCAAGCUUCGGAUCGACGAGGUUAGACCACAUAUCCACAUCGUCGCCUCCCGCAAGUCUAAAGAGGACUACAAUUUGGCGGACCAGUUCAUGGUCUCCAAGGAACUAGGCGAGAAAGAACAAAAAGAGGCGAGAAGAGCAAACCCACAUCUCAGUGAUGCCUUCCAGAUCAACUUCGAUCGAGACCAGCCGCUACUCCUGAGCACCAAGGUGUACUGGUCUGCCAUCGUCGACAAACCAAUAAGUUGCAGCCCACCAGGCAAGAGAACCCUGAUCGUCUCCCGAGCCUGGAUCAAGGACGUACAGAACGAGACCGUAGAUUGGGAUCGACACGAGCCUAAGGUCAUUGAGCCAAGACAUGGAGGUGAUCGGGAAAAACUUGCUCAGGAGAUUAGUGAGGAGAUUCAGCACAUAUCUGGUAAUGUCGUACGUCUCAAGGUAGUUAAUCCUGUAGAUAAGGACGAGUUGAACUCCUACGACAGAUUGAUCAACCCAAGCGACCAAUUACCUUUGACCGACUACAACCGCAACUUGGUCGAUGUCUUGCUUGGCCGACGCCACGACAAGCUCAAAAGUACGACCUUUACAAGAGCAUUCGCACAUCCAUCACCAGCGCCUUACAGCUUGGACAAAGAAGUCUUGGAUCGGAUCUACGUCACCAUGCGGGCUCGAGGCGUCAAAAAUCUCCACAACCUCACCUGCGACACUAUUGAUAAAUUGCAAGGUCAAGAGGCUGACAUAUUCAUCGGUUUGCUUCCCAUCUCGGAGAAGAUGGGUAUGAUGGGCGACCCUCGUCGUACAGCGACUCUUGUCUCUUGUGCCAGAAACCUCUUCAUUCUUUGUGGUAGCAGACGGGACAUCGCCAAAGCUCGAGGUCUCGCGCCUGAGUUUGCUGCCCUCCCCACUCAUUUUGGCCCCAACCAGACACUGAAGUGGAAUGUUCCAAAAGAAAACUGGCAGGUUCCAGGACAAGAGUAUCACACACCAAGCUUCGCCAAAACCACUCGAAGUUUGCCGUAUGCGUAG
This is a messenger RNA of Lithohypha guttulata, 1329 nucleotides long. RefSeq lists its product as uncharacterized. NCBI's taxonomy places the organism in Eukaryota, Fungi, Ascomycota, Eurotiomycetes, Chaetothyriales, Trichomeriaceae. The coding region runs from base 1 to 1329 and encodes 442 amino acids. The record is from RefSeq and is a predicted model, not a curated record. The transcript is spliced from 2 exons.